AUGCUUGCAUCUGUUCCUCAUGACGCCGUUGAAUGUCCUCCUGUAGCCGUCGCUGCGCCACUAGUUGUUCCCGUAACGCUUCUACCAGUGGCUCCGUUGCCUUACUUCGACACGCUACCUGCUAAGCUGAAUGGAACUCGUACCUUCGAUUUUGAAGUGGAUACAGGUGCAGGUGACAAUUUUUUGGGUAGCAAUACAUGGAGGGAUCUCGGUCAGUCACAUUUGACAGAAUCGCAUCGACAAUUUGAAUCAGCGAGACAGCACAAAUUGCCAGUAAAAGGAUGUGUUAAGCUAAACUCUCAGGUGACACAACACAAUUUUCCUUCUUCUCAAACGAAAGCACUGGAUUUUCAGGUGACUGAACUGACAAAUCUUAACUUACUAGGUAGAAAUGGGAUCCAAGAACUUGGAAUUUCGAUGGAUGCUCUUCUCAACAGAAGUAAUUCAUCAGCUACCAUAAGUGUCAAUACAGUGUUUGAUGACCUCAAAGCUGACAGAGAACUGCAGAAAGAGUGCAGACAACUUUGUGAAGAAUUUCCAUACUUAUUCAAGCCGGAGUUAGGCACACUAAAAAGCAUAGAGCUGGAAAUCAAGUUCAAGCCUGAGGCAGAACCUGUUUAUCGAAAGCCUAGAUCAGUACCUUUGGCAUUACAAGAAGACCUUGUUAAAGCUUAUGAAGCCGGAAUCAGGAAAGGGGUCUGGAGGAAAGCUCAAUUCAAUGGUUAUGAAACUCCGGUGGUACCUAUCAGGAAGAACACAUCACCAAGUCAAGGAAAGACACGGUUACGCGUCUGUAGAUAUUAUGCCAUUACGGUCAACCCACAACUGGAGACGCACAGACACCCACUGCCAUCUCCAGAGCAACUUAUGCAACGUCUAUCCGGUGGAUGGUAUUUUACUAAAGUCGACCUUGCGGACGCAUACAAUCAGAUUCGUCUAGGACCUGAAUCUCAAAUAAGGUUAGCGCUUAGUACUCACCGAGAUGUACUACUCCAACUACGGCUGCCAUUCGGCAUUAGUCCCGCGCCCGCUUACUUCCAAGGAAUAAUGGAUCAGUUAACACGUGAUCUGACAGGUGUGUCAGUAUACUUGGAUGACAUUUUAGUAAGUGGCUAUUCACUUCAGGAUCAUAUCAGAAAUAUGCGAAGUCUGCUAAAACGUGUCAAUGAUAAUGGACUCAAAUGCCGUCUGAAAAAGUGCUCAUUCUCCCAGUCAUAUGUUGAGUACUCGGGAAACUUAUUAUCACACAGAGGAAUUGCAAAGGGACACAGCGGAUGGUGUUCAGUGCAGUUUUACAACAUAUUCCGGCCGAAUUUGUCUACGACUCUGGAACCAUUACACCAGCUAAUCAAGAAAGGAACUACAUGGAGAUGGGGCACUAAAGAGCAAGCUGCUUCCGACCGAACUAAGAACACGCUUACCGCGGAUACGGUACUGGUAGACGUUAAUCUAGAUUUAUCAUUGGGAAUAUCGUGUGAUGCAUCAGAAGUCGAAAUUGGAGCCGUUCUGUUUCACCGAUACACUGACAGUAGUAAGCGUCCAAUAGCAAAUGUAUGA
Corticium candelabrum is the source of this 1557-nucleotide messenger RNA. RefSeq lists its product as uncharacterized. Lineage: Eukaryota; Metazoa; Porifera; Homoscleromorpha; Homosclerophorida; Plakinidae. The transcript is spliced from 3 exons. The coding region runs from base 1 to 1557 and encodes 518 amino acids. The record is from RefSeq and is a predicted model, not a curated record.